AAAAAAAAUGGUGGCCUCCACUCUACUCUCCUUUAUCACUGUUGCAUUCUUUUGCUCCACAUUAUCUCAAGCAACCUGGCCAUCCCUGUUCAACGGAGGUGGCAACGGGGUCGUCAAAUUCGACCCGCCACCGGGAGGAUUCCACGAUAUCGUGGGCAUCGGCCCUCAAGUUCCCAGUGUCGAUGCACCACCUCUUAGCGCUCCGGUACCACUUCCUGAUCAUAUGGCUCCUGCACCAUCCCCGAUUCCCCAGGAAGGCUAUCAUUACCCAAUGCACCAUACCGUUUACAACUUGGAUGAUCCCAAUCCUCUUCGUGAUCCAAUGGGCAUCGGUCCGCAAAAAUAUCCUGCUGCUCCGAGCCCAGAUGACGCCUACCGCUACGUAAUCAACUUAGAUGAUCACAAUCGUUUUCGUUAUCCAAUGGGCAUCGGUCCUGAAAAAUAUCCUCCUGCUCCCAGCGAGCUCGGCGACUCCCCUCCGCCCCUAUUUCGUCAAUUUCAACCGGUUCCUCCGAUCACCGCCCCUCGCCCCUCGGUAACGUUUGAUGGCUCUACUGGCCCGUCUCUUCCUAAGCAAAAACCAUCCUGGGAGCAUUUCAAUGGCCGCCCUGACCUUGAGAAAGUGGCCGACGAACUCAGCGUGGCUAUUACAAAUAAUGACUUGCCGCCGCUAUCUCGCGAAAAUAUGGGGCGCUGGACUGUAAAGAAUGAAAAUUAUCGGGCUCUCAAGGAGCACGAACAAACAAAUGUACGUUACUGGCUUGGACAAUGGUUUUCUGGAACCCAUCCGAACUCGAAAACUUGGGAUCAGAUCAGUGGUUACAUCUGGUCCCUAAAGCAGUCCACCAAGCCAACCUCUCAAAUCUGGUGGGAAGAGCCUCUCAUCAAGGGCAACAAAGAACACAAUCAAUAUAUCAAAUUAAUACAAAUAGGUGACUGGCUCAAAUUCUCCGAUAGGAACCCUGAACUCCAGCUUACUGGACAUGAGGCGGAACAAAUUACUAGAGAGAUAACCGAUAUUCUCUACCUGGACAGCAAUAGGAAACCCAGAAAAACAGCCUUGAAUAUCAAGUCAUUGAUGAAGUAUAGUGAUACAGGAAGCCCUAGUGUUUCGAUGUAUGAAGCCCGAACAGGUUCGUUAAUGAAGCUCAGGUUGAAGGAUUUUCGUCAGCAAGAAACUAAGGAACAAUGGAGAAAAUUGAGAGAACUUUACUUGUUCCAUGGGUACGAUUCCAUGGAAGCCAAAGAAUCUGCGACGAUUGCUCUAAUGAAGUUUAAGAGGGGUCAAGCAUCGUUUGCCGAACUCCUCGAUCCCCAACCUGACAUUCGUGGUCAAACCUUCUACAACAAUGUUAAAGCUCAGAUAGCUCAAUUAGCCAAGAAAAAUUGACUCAGCUAGUCCUGAGGAUAGCUUUCCAAAUCAUCUGCCUCUGGUUUUGAUCUUACCAAAAUCUGUGGUGUCCUCGAUUUUUUUUUUGUCUAAAAUGUGCAUACACUCUUUUCUUCACUCAUCAUUCAUUCAGUCACUCUUUUCUUAUUCAUUGUCUGCAACAAGUCACUCAUUCCCUACUCAUCAUCUGCGCUGAAUCAUUCACCACCCUCCGAGUAUCUUCUAUAUUGGUUUGGAUAUAGUCUUAUUAUGAAAAUUUACAACCUCGUGAUGCCAAAUGCUUCAGUCGUGCCUUUUCAAUUCUAAAGCUUUUAACACAGUUCUGAUUUUUUUAUUCUUCUUUUGAACUGUCAAAGAAUAAAAUCAGUGAGAAAUCUG
Puccinia graminis f. sp. tritici CRL 75-36-700-3 is the source of this 1768-nucleotide messenger RNA. RefSeq lists its product as uncharacterized. The transcript is spliced from 3 exons. NCBI's taxonomy places the organism in Eukaryota, Fungi, Basidiomycota, Pucciniomycetes, Pucciniales, Pucciniaceae. Bases 8 to 1390 code for a protein of 460 amino acids. The record is from RefSeq and is a predicted model, not a curated record.